CAGCCGGCGAGAACGGGGUAUUAGAGGUUGCGCGCCGCUUUCUGGAAGGGACGGAAAUAUGGACCGCAGGAGCCUGGCUCAGGAGCUGCGCCGGUGGGUGGUGGAGGAAAUGGGGCUCACGCCACAGAAGGCCCCCAGUGAAGACAUCCUACAGCGACUCUUCAUUGGCCAGUGCGCCGACAUCUGGAAGUACGUAAUACGUCACGUGUACAAUCAGAGGACCGUGCGGAAUAUAGAAGGAAAUCUCCUGUGGUACCAACAGCUCCAGCACUCAGAGGCCCAGCGGUCCGCUAAGGAGGAGGAACAGCAGCGCAGGAAGCAGCUGUGCCGCGAGAUCCUCGACCUGCGCUCUGAAGUACAGCAUCUGCAGGAGCAAAUCCACAAUGCGGAGCGGGAGAUCGUCAGCCGCGAUUUGAACAACGAGCGAUCGCAGGAUUUCUGCCGCCGCUCUCUGUUGCUGCAGGCUUUUAAGAAGAAGCGGGAGACUGAGUGCGAGGCGCUGUGCGAGAGCACCGUCCGGAUACAGUUCCGCUGCCAGCAGCUGCGAGACAUCAACCGGUUGUCGCAGAGAGACGUGGCGUUUGGCACCGUGGAUUCCGGCGUAAUCACCGCCACGUACCCCGAGCCCGAAGUCCUGAGAGAUGUCCGGGACGUGUGCCAGAUGCGCUACGACUUUCUGCAGUCUCUUCACGACGAUUCGCUGAUGGGCUCCGUACCAGUGAGCAGCGGAGACGCGCGGUCCCUUUCGCACCAGCAGUGGAUGAGCGUUUCAGAGAAAAUCUGGUCGUCUUAUGCCCCCAAUCACGUUCUGUCUGCGCUCCAACGCCUUGCCCUGGAAACCACGGAGGAGCUGCGACAUCUUCAGUCGUCGUUUGCCUCCGACCGGGCCGAGCUGUCCCGCAACGCCUCGGAAACCUCUUACAGUAACCAAGAGGAACCGGAUCCCUCCGAGACCUUCAAGCCGAGCAGAUCUGUCUCUGAGGGUGUGCAGCCGGAUCGCUCGGAGAAGUUGCCCUCCUUCAAGCGCCUCCUUCAGGAAGGGUGGGGAGACUCGGUUAAGGUCUCCUCUCAACUGCAUCUCGUUCAGCAUCAAGUGGAAGAGCUGUCAGAGCGCCUGGCGAGUAUAAUACAGGAGACGCACAAAACGCUUUCUGACGGGAAUGAGCUGACGGCGCUCACCAGGGCGGCGUUUGACGCGGAGCUGCGCGCGGUGCUUUUGCGCGGCUGCCGGGACGGCCUUCUGCUGGAGUGCAGGGCUCUUCAGGACGAGGCGGCUGAGAAGAUGCAGGGAGUGAAGCUCCUCCAGCAGCAGCAGCAAAACAUCCAGGACUCCUGCCAUCUCCUGGAGAAAAAACAAAACCAGAUCCAGAUUCUGAUCAAAGGAAACUCUGCCUCCAAAGCCCAAAUACAGCGAAGCCGCGCGGAGGCCCAGACUUAUAUCCAGGAGAAGCUGCUCCCUCGGCCCCAAGAGGUUAUUCAGGAAUCCCAGAGGCUGCAGGACUCCAUCCAGAAAGAAGUCAAACACUUCUCGGCGAUCUUCCUGCCGGCGCUGCAGAAAGUGUGUGCCGACGGCGUAAACCACGUUCCCGCGCAUGAACUGUCCAUUAACCGGCUGUCACAUGUAAACAGCCCCUACUACAACACCUUCAAAGGGCUUUACGAGAGCUUGGGUGUCUCUAUUUAUAAGGCCCCCGAGUGCAUCCUCGGUCACGUCGCCGAUCUGAAGAAGCAUCUGUUUUUCCUGCGCGCCCAACUUACCAGCCGCAACCAGGCGGUGCACAGCUUACAGCGCAAACUGCGCGAGAAACAGAAUCCCGACACGGAGGCUCUGCUGAGACUACUCUCUGAACACUACGCCGAGCAAACGGAGCGUCUCGUUCCCAAACUCCAGCACCUGAUUCAGCAGUGUGAGAAGAGUCAGGAAUAUGGCAGGGAGGUCCAGGCGACCGUCUCGGACUGGUGGGAGCAGCCGGCACAGCGGUGUCUUCCGUGGGAGCAGCGAGGGGGUCUGACCCUACAGCAAUGGCGCGACAGAUGGACCGUGGCAGCCACGGCGCUGCAGAGAGCGGCCGCCGGCCGAAGAUGAGGCUCCUCCGGCGUUCGGACGCGAGGAAACCUUUCGUGGGCUGCCCAGGAGCCAAUGCCGGGAGGCAGAUCCUGUCUGCACUCCUCAUUCUCGCCAGUAGGUGGCGGAACUGAAGUUACAUUGUGUGCGAGCCGCAUGAGGUCUGUUUUAAUCAAGAUUGAAGACUUGACGUCCUGGUGACACGGUGGCCCUUGGCGGGGUCCGAGGCGUGUCUGGGAAUCUUCAGGCGUUUCAUUCUGGUCUAAACCCCCCCGCGGGUAGAAUGUACAUGACCAAUUAGGACUUUUUUUUUUUCUUUUUAUCUCAUGCGAGGAAAUGAUUAACCCCUUACAUCCCCUGCUUGUUUUUGGCUAACCUUAUAUUAUGAAGCGUGAGAUCUCAUUCCUGUCCGCGGUGGGAAGGAUUGGGCGUCUGCCGCGUCCUCAACAAACUCUCUGAAAUAAAGUGGUCUUUUUUUGGUA
Messenger RNA from Spea bombifrons (plains spadefoot toad), 2547 nucleotides. It is a transcript of the gene HAUS5, whose product is annotated as HAUS augmin like complex subunit 5. Bases 59 to 2086 code for a protein of 675 amino acids. Gene Ontology annotation, cellular component: HAUS complex; centrosome. The record is from RefSeq and is a predicted model, not a curated record. Gene Ontology annotation, biological process: spindle assembly; centrosome cycle. The transcript has 20 exons. Lineage: Eukaryota; Metazoa; Chordata; Amphibia; Anura; Pelobatidae.